AUGUUGGGUUUGAUUAUUGCAGGCGCAGGCAUCGGAGCAUCGAAAAUGAUCGAACAUCGGAAAAAGAAGAAGGAGGAGAGGAAAAGGCGUGAAGAGAUUGUCGGGGGGAGGAAAUUGGACUCUGAACCGCUGCCAGUUUUUUUUUGGUCUCACGGUGGACCCUCUUUCAUGGACCCGGAUGCUGAGUUCGGUGGGAAUCCAGGUGCUUACAAGAAAGUUCAAGAAAUUGGCAAUUAUGUUCGGGGAAACGGUGUUGUGAAGUUUAUUAUCAUUGUAUCGGGCCAUUGGGAAUCUGAGGCUUUGAAUUCCAUCGAAGUUGCCGUUCCAACGCAGUCUUCGCCUGUACAGAAGUCGCCCGACUCACCCCCGUCGUAUGAGGAGGCGACAAAGACAACGCUGGAGAACUCGCUCAUUUACGAUUUCUAUAAUUUCCCGGCACGCUACUACCAGGAACAGUUUCAUUCUCGAUGCGACGUUGACGUCGCGAACAAGAUCGUUGAACGUAUCAACCGGUCGGAGUCAGAUUUGAAUGCUCGCAGUGUUUCACGGGGCCUUGAUCAUGGUGCAUGGGUACCUUUGAAGGUAGCUUUUCCUCGCGGGAAGACAGACGACUACUGGAAUCUGGACGUACCUGUGAUUCAAGUGUCUUUACCCGCUGGCGAAAGUUUCAGCAAGUCUUACGAGCUGGGCAGGAUCCUAGCAAGUUUCCGCACUAUGGGUGGUCUAAUUAUUGGAUCGGGCAUGUCUGUUCACAAUUUGAGCGAUCUCCGGUCUUUUACACCUGGUGCUGCUCCACGGUCCUACGUAUCGCAGUUCAACAAGCUUAUCAAGAACAUCAUCUCAUCCCCAAGAGAAAAAGGUUCUAAGCUGGCGCAGUUUGAGAAAAUUAAGCGAGACUCUGAUUCCAACAAACUUCUUCACGCGGCGCAUCCAAGUCUUGAUCAUUUCUUGCCUUUACUCGUAAGUUUAGGCGCAGGCGAGGGCAUUUCAAGUCCCAGUCAAUUUUGCGCAAGAGAACUUUACAACUACAACGAUUACAGUAUGGGGUGGGGGCUUUACGAAUUUGGUGUUUAA
This is a messenger RNA of Lachancea mirantina, 1074 nucleotides long. Lineage: Eukaryota; Fungi; Ascomycota; Saccharomycetes; Saccharomycetales; Saccharomycetaceae. The record is from the annotation of a GenBank genome assembly.